AUGAGUUCGGAGUAUCAAUCUAUACCUCAAGAGGAGGGAUCAAGUACUAAUGCAAUUAGUGAUGAAAUGAACCGUUUCCCAAAGAAAGAUAAACAUGCAAGCACGGAUUCUAUUGUUUCUACAGAUGCUGAGAGACAACCAUUGGUCGAUAGAGAGUCAGGUAAUCAUCGAUAUUUGAGUCCAGAUGAUCCCAUAGUAUCCCCAAUAAACUUGUACAAGAUAAGGAUUCUUAGAAUUACUUUGCUUACAAUAUUUGCCAUCAACUGUGUCCUUUUCUUUGGAUUUUUGUUAUCUGAUUUCAUUGCUAUACCAGGAUUGAACAAUCGGGGAAAAUCAUUUUUAGAAUUAGAUUUGGUGAUUCUAAAUAUCUUAACAAAUCUUGUUACGUUGUGGUGCUUUGUGGUACCGGCAUACUAUGAACGUAUUUUAGGUUACAUUAGUGCAUCGUUGAUAUUAGUCGAUUUCAUUAUUAUGUUUUCCGUACCUUACAUGAGAGAUCAAUUUGGGAUAAUUGGCACAUUCAUUUUAUUAUGGACUUUAGGAAAUAUCGUUCUUAAUUGUUUUGCCGAUUUCUGGGUUGAGAAAGGUAAGUUAUAUCAGGAACUUAAGUACACAGGGAGAGAAGAAACGAGAAGAUCAAUUUCUGAGCUUUUUGUUAUUGCUAUUAAGGUCCUAGUGAAAUUGUUUUUGUUGUGGAUAAUAUGGUGUAUCAGUUUGAGUCUUUGGCUCCAAGCAUUUGAUUCACACGAAAAGCCGUGGGGGAAGAUGAUUUCGGUUGAUAAUGAUCAAUUCAAAGUCCAUUUAGCUUGUUAUGGUGAUGUUCAUGCACCACCAAACGAUAUUAAUGCAACAUCAAAUAAGACGAAGCAGCCUGUAGUAUUGAUUGAGGGAGGCCAGUUAGACUCUAGUGAGGUUGUCCAAGAAUGGGUCGAGGAGCUCUACCACCUCGGAAAAAUCGAUAGAUAUUGUAUUUGGGAUAGACCCGGAUAUGGCUUCUCAGAUAGUGCACCAUCGCCCUCGUCUAUUGGGAUUAUCAGUGAAUACUUGAUUGAAGCAUUGAGAAAAGAAAAAAUUGAAGGCCCUUUCAGUCUUGUCGGGUUUGAUAUUGGUGGCCUAUAUGCCAGAAUGUUUGCAUCAAGAAACUCGGGCAACAUUCAUUCCUUGUUAUUAGUGGAUAGUUGGCAUGAAGAUCUCUUGAAAAUCCGUCCUUUCAGCGGACCAAACAUGAAAAACGAAAAAAAGCGUGUCUUCAAAAACAUCUUGGAACUCAUGGAUACCAAAACCGGUCUCAAAUUAUGGUUAAAGGGCUUGGUUUCACCUUUGGGCAUUGUCACGAACAUCAACUGGUUUUUCCAUCCAAAGAGACAUUCUUCAAACAACCGUAUAUUUGGCUCCGACAUGUACUACCUGUCUAAAUACAUAAGAGCCCGCUUACAAGAGCAAGUCACGGCCUCUAUAUUGUCCUACAAUGAAAUGGCUGGCACUGAUUUACACGACGUCCCUGUUAGUGUCAUCUCGUCCGACUUUAUGAUCAAAAAUUCCUUAAACUGGGGUAAAUGGCAAAGAAGUUUGACCAAAUUAAGUGAUCAGACUAUUGAAUGGGUAGUUGCAGAAAAUAGUAACCAUUUAAUCUGGAAAAGCCCCAAGGGAAAAGCUCAAUUGCAGCAAUUAUUACUUCGUUUAGUCAGUGAAAAAUCGAAUUAUUAG
Molecule: messenger RNA, 1707 nt
Organism: Debaryomyces fabryi
Lineage: Eukaryota; Fungi; Ascomycota; Pichiomycetes; Serinales; Debaryomycetaceae
Exons: 1
Coding region: 1-1707 (568 amino acids)
Biological process (GO): regulation of lipid storage
Cellular component (GO): endoplasmic reticulum
Source: RefSeq, a predicted model, not a curated record